Molecule: messenger RNA, 3466 nt
Organism: Neurospora crassa OR74A
Lineage: Eukaryota; Fungi; Ascomycota; Sordariomycetes; Sordariales; Sordariaceae
Product: vacuolar protein sorting-associated protein Vps5
Exons: 4
Coding region: 189-1931 (580 amino acids)
Biological process (GO): retrograde transport, endosome to Golgi; protein retention in Golgi apparatus
Cellular component (GO): endosome
Molecular function (GO): phosphatidylinositol binding
Source: RefSeq, a predicted model, not a curated record
UUCCCAUUCAACAGUCCACUCACCAUCCAUACCUACCUAUACCCGUCUCUAUGGUAUACGUUCCUUGGAGCUUCCAUACUACUAGUACCGGCCUUCAUACCACUGCUGGUGAUUUUGUGCGUCUUAUUAUCGUGUAUAUUCCUUGAAUCCAUCUUUCGGUUGAGAAUCCUACAAGCAGGAGCUGCGCAAUGGAGGAUCCCUGGGCCGACAGCGCCAUCGGCGGCGAGAGCAACAACAGCUCCUCUACAGUUCCCCAGUCCGAUGACACGGCGCCCGCCGACAGCACCGCCGCCCCGUCCACAUCGUCAACCCUGACGCCGUCAGCCAACACGAGCAGCAGCCGACCCUCGCGCCUGACACCCCGUCGCCUGGUCGCCCAACCAACCCGUCUCGAGGCCGUCAAGGACGAUCCGCUUGGUCCUCUAGGUGCCAGCACCCCUACGGCCACUGACACCCCGCUUGCCCCCCCUCAGCCGCCUCUUAAGGAGCAGCUACCCUUGAGGACGACAUUGUCCGGAGGUCCGAAUCAGAUCGGCAGCGGCGCCAGGAGGCCCGGCGGUGGACCCUCCGACCCGCACCGCAUCGAGGAGGAGGAGCUAUACAAUGAUAGUUCGAGCGGGCCAAGGCAGCCGCCGCCGGUACCGCCUGCCCUGCCAAGCCCGGUGCGCACGUCGAUGCAGCCGAGCGUCAGUAUAGAGCAGGCGGCGAACCCAACGUUCCAUAUCUCUGUCGGCGAUCCGCACAAGGUUGGCGAUUUGACUAGCAGUCAUAUAGUUUACUCUGUGAGGACAAAGACGACAUCAAAAGCCUACAAGCAGCCCGAGUUUGAAGUCAAGCGGCGGUAUCGCGAUUUUCUAUGGCUCUACAACACGCUACACGCCAACAACCCGGGCGUGGUGGUGCCUCCUCCGCCCGAGAAGCAGGCGGUGGGCCGGUUCGAAAGCAACUUUGUCGAGGCGCGACGCGCCGCUCUGGAAAAGAUGCUUAACAAGACAGCCGCCCAUCCGACGUUGCAGCACGAUGCCGAUCUCAAACUGUUCUUGGAGAGCGAGGCGUUCAACAUCGAUGUCAAGCACAAGGAGCGCAAGGAGCCACACUUGGGCGAGAGCAAGGGCGUGCUGAGCACGUUUGGUAUCAGUGUUGGAAGCGGGAACAAGUUCGUGGAGCAGGAUGAUUGGUUCCAUGAUCGCAGAGUCUACCUUGAUGCUCUCGAGAACCAACUCAAGGGCCUUCUGAAGGCCAUGGACAGCAUGGUCGCGCAGCGCAAAGCGAUGGCGGAGGCUGCUGGCGAGUUCUCGGCCUCUCUCCAUGCUCUCUCGACCGUGGAACUGUCGCCUACUCUCUCCGGCCCUCUCGACGCGCUCUCGGAGUUGCAGCUUACCAUUAGAGAUGUGUAUGACCGCCAAGCCCAACAGGAUGUGCUCACCUUCGGUAUCAUCAUCGAAGAGUACAUCCGUCUUAUUGGCAGUGUCAAGCAGGCCUUCUCGCAGCGCCAGAAGGCGUUCUAUAGCUGGCACAGCGCCGAAUCAGAAUUGCAGAAGCGAAAGGCUAGCCAGGACAAGCUCUUGAGGCAAGGCAAGAGUCAGCAGGACCGCCUGAACCAAGUUAAUGCCGAGGUGGCGGAUGCUGAACGCAAGGUGCAUCAGGCGCGCUUGUUGUUUGAGGACAUGGGCCGUCUGAUGCGCGCUGAGCUGGACAGGUUCGAGAGGGAGAAGGUUGAGGACUUCAAGUCGGGUGUUGAGACCUUCUUGGAAAGUGCCGUUGAGGCUCAGAAGGAGUUGAUCGAGAAGUGGGAGACCUUCCUCAUGCAGCUCGAUGCCGAGGACGACGAGACCGUGUUCUAUCGUCCUCCGGUCGUCCAAGCGAACAAGCCUGCCGGUGACACGGCGGUGGAUCGAGCUCGGGCGAGGAUCGACGAUGACUCCGAUUAGGAUCGUGGUCUUGUGGGAAAUGACCAGUCGGCGAGGACCACUUCGCCAUCGAACCUAACCGACCGCACGAACCAAGCAAAAAGGAUUCCAGACUAUAAGAAAGCGGAUAGUGCAUGGUCGUGGUUUUAGGAGAGGGCGAAGCUAGAACAGUCCCACAGACGGCCACAGAGACAUAAAUAACUCCUGGUCCGGGCGCCGCGCUUGGGAGGAUAGUGACAUUGCAGGAGCACCAGCCUGUUGUCGGGGCUAACAGAAAGACAGGAAGCAUAGGAGUUAGCAGCCCCCGUAUCCACCUUAGCACAUGAAUACAGAUAUAAUGACGAUGGUUUACAGAGCGAUUGCAACACGUUGUGCAUUGGAGUUCUUGAAGAAGCUUGUACUGUCCAUGAUAGGGAUGCCGAGUGUAUCGUACAUAACAUUUAUUUGCUAGGAGCAAGCAUAUGAUAACAAAACGGGAUGGGCGCACUGAAUAUUCAAAUUUUUGAAACCUCUUAUCCAUACACUUUCUGUGAUACUCGGCCCCCACAAACGAGUCUUCCAUUCCUCCUCCCAAAUUCCAUGUCUAUUUGUACAGAUCUGCCUUCCCGCGUCCUCGAUGGCCUUGGCGCGGCACCUGAUGAUACACUACCCUCCGAAGUGAUCAAGCAGCAGCAAUGACCGGGCAAACAUCCUCGUCCUCCGCGGCGGAACGGUCGAUAUAAAGAUACAAGGUGAAGGGGUCCCAGGGGUCAGAAGGAAUGGAAAGUGAACCACUUCCCACUCAGACGGCCAGGAUGCCUUGGGCAUCUUUCGGGGUUUCUUCGGGUGUCUUGAGUCUAAGAUAACCUCAACGCCUCCCCCACAAACAUUCCAUCACCCACCGCCCAACAAAUCACCCCCUCCAUUUACUUCUUCUUGCCAUAAUGACGAGUUUCCUUGAAAUUCAACCCAGGGUUCAUGUUCUCCGUAGCAUACCCACUGAUCAAAUCCGUCAAAGAGUCGAAGGGAUCAGCCUCUUCAGCCUCAGCAGCCUUCUUGGCGGCCUCUUCCUCCUCCUUCUUCUUCUUAGCCAACAACGCCUCCUCAGCCGCCUUCUUGGCAGCCUUGCCACCAGGAACACCAGCACCACCACCAGCCGCAAGAGCAGCAGCAGCAGCAGCCUCCUCCUCCGGCGUCAUCUUCGCAUCCAGAUCCCACCCGCGACCAUAUCUCUCGCGGAAGGCGGCCAGCUUACCGGCCUCGUCCAGCUCGACGUUCUUGAGCGACUUGUCGGAGGGUUGCCACAGCAGGUGGUUGCGGCUGUCCUUGGCGCUCUUGUACAGGGCCGUAGGCAUGGUGGUGCGUACCGUGAAGGUGCUGCCGUCGGAGAGCUGGACCAGCUGGGUGAAUUGGUAAGGGCGACGGUGGCGGGGGACAAAGGUUGCGUUACGGAUUUGUUGACCUUGGGCACCGUGGGCGGUGCAUGAUGGCGGCGUUGGACGAGAGGCCGAGUAGGCGGUGUAUGUGGUGGUGGAGGGGAGGGCCGAAGGGCGGCGGAGGAGGGUGGUGGGGAGUUU